Messenger RNA from Musa acuminata AAA Group (dessert banana), 1574 nucleotides. Its product is annotated as D-glycerate 3-kinase, chloroplastic. Gene Ontology annotation, cellular component: chloroplast; cytoplasm. Gene Ontology annotation, molecular function: glycerate kinase activity; ATP binding. Gene Ontology annotation, biological process: photorespiration. The record is from RefSeq and is a predicted model, not a curated record. NCBI's taxonomy places the organism in Eukaryota, Viridiplantae, Streptophyta, Magnoliopsida, Zingiberales, Musaceae. The transcript has 12 exons. The coding region runs from base 83 to 1417 and encodes 444 amino acids.
AAGCAGGCGGAGGAGGGGAUUUGGAUAGACAGUAGGAAGCUCCUCGUCUCUGAACAUCCCUCGUCCGCCGCGUUGUGGGAACAUGAGGGUUCUCAGCGCCAUCUCCCACCACCCUUCGCCGCUGCCCGCCUCCGCCUCCGCCUCCGCCUCUGCAGCAACAGCAACAGUAGGAGGAGGAGGAGCCUCCCCUUGCUCCCGCAGCACCCCCUCUCCUCUCCUCUCCUUCCCGCCUUCUUGUUGCUCUGCUGCUGCCUCCUCUUGUCCUCGAUUCUUCCUCCCCUUCGUAUCUGAUUUUCCAUCUUCGAACCAUGGACGAUCAAACGGCGCUGCGAUCAAAGGGCGGGGGCUGAUGGCCCUGCGCUCCGCUUUCCCCACAUCUCCAGCUCUCAUCUCCUCUGUCAGUGACCUCUUCGAGUUCAUCUGCGCGGGUCCGCUGAUGAAGCGGUUGGGUCUUACCGCUGAAUCGGUGGCGGAAUCCAUCGACAAGUGGCUGGAGACCGGGGUGCACCUGUGCCAACUGUUCCGCCUCAAUGAACUGAGCUUGUCGCCCCCCGAGAAGAUCAGAAUCUACCACUUUUACGUACCCGUGUUCCUCUGGUGCGAAGAUCAACUUAUGCGCCACCGCUCCAUGUUCAGUGAAGGAGAUGAUAUCCCUCCACUUGUGAUUGGUAUCAGCGCUCCCCAAGGUAGUGGAAAAACUACUCUUGUAUUUGCUCUUGAUUACCUUUUCCGGCGAUCUGGGAGGAAUUCCGCAACUUUAUCAAUUGAUGAUUUCUAUUUGACAGCUGAGGGACAGGCGGAAUUAAGGAGUCAAAAUCCUGGAAACGCUCUAUUAGAGGUGCUGAAAGAAUUUCGUGGGAAUGCGGGAAGCCACGACCUGCAAUUCUCCAUUGAUACUCUUACUUCUUUAAGCAAAUUAACAAAGAAAGGUAUGAAGAUGAAGCUUCCACGGUAUGACAAGUCUGCUUAUGGAGGCAGGGGUGAUCGAGCUGACCCUUCGACAUGGCCAGAGGUUGAAGGGCCUGUAGAGGUUGUUUUGUUUGAAGGUUGGAUGCUUGGGUUCAAACCUCUUCCAAAUGAAGCUGUGAAAGCAGUUGACCCACAGCUAGAACUGGUCAACGAAAACCUCAAAGCUUAUUAUAAUGCUUGGGACAAGUUCAUUGAAGCAUGGAUCAUCAUCAAAAUUCGGGAUCCCAAUUGUGUUUACCAGUGGCGUCUGCAGGCAGAGGUGGCCAUGAGGGAAGACGGGAAACCUGGCAUGUCUGAUGAAGAGGUUUUGGAUUUUGUAUCACGUUACCUGCCAGCAUAUAAGGCCUAUCUUCCAACACUCUACAGUGAGGGACCAAAAGGCUUGGACCCAGAUCGUCUUGUUGUUAUCGAUAUCGACGAGGAAAGGAAUCCCUUAUCGGAGGAUUGACAUUCAAUUCUGGAAUCAGAGUCUUGUUUUUUGGUACUUUUUAAGGUGAUCAUUUGUCACACCUCAGUAUUUGCUGCUCAUAUCUCAGGAAGAUCAAAGGACAAGCAAUUCUUUCCUAAUGGUUAGCCACACAUCUGAAAGCAGUGUGGUUCUAUAA